GAUAUUGUUCUGAUCGAGCUAAUAUAAUUAAGUUUCACAGAAAGCUAUUUUCCUGUGUUUAAAGCAAUAGGUUAAUCCAGAAUCUCGCAGGAAAUAUUAUCCACUCCGGGUCUUUAUAACUGCCUUUGUUCCUCCAUCUAUAUAUGUAUUAUUUUUUCUCUCUCUCGACAUUCGGUGCUGCAGCAUCACUGUGUAUGAGUGCAGGCAGCAGGGAUUGUGAGAAUGUGUUUCAGUAAAUGCUCUACAGUGAAUGCAUCAAGCCUGCUGGACAACUGCUGUUUACUAGAAAGAGCAUCGUUUCAGGAUUAGGUGUAUUUUCUACACACGUGGUCUGAGCAGACUGUGAACCCUGUGUAGAGAUGCUGCCUGGCCUGCUGCGUUCCACCAGCAUUUUGUGCGUGUUGCUUGAAUUUCCAGCAUCUGCAGAUUUCCUUGUGUUUGUGAAUAUGACAAUAAUGCUAAACAAUGGAGCUGAGCAGCCUUUGAAACACCUGUCAUGAAGACAGUUCUGAUGUACUUGCCAGUGAUCAUCAUGGAAAAGGCACAUCUGGGAGAUCUUCAAAAUCUCAGGUGGUGACGAGAGGGCGUACAGGAGUGAGAUAUGCCAACUAGUGGAGUGGUGUCGCAGCAACAACCUGGCACUCAACAUCAGUAGGAAGAAAGAGCUGAUUGUGGACUUCAGGAAAGCUAAAAGUUUAUUCAUCAAUUUGACAAGAGCACAUGGGAAGAAUACAAUCACAAAGGAGCAGGAAAGAACAAGGAGUCAGGGAACACAGACAAAAAAGAUUUCCCAGAAGGGGCAAGUAGUUCCGGCAUAAGUCCCUUAAAGUCAAAUUAUGUGUGUGUGUCAAUCUCCUGCGCUGUUCUACAGGCUGAUUUGUGAUCAGGGCUUUCUCAAGACACCUCUUGAUACUAGCUACAGGUAUUAAAUGACUUGGGAAAAGUCUGAGUCACGACAAUGAAAGGGUUAUCGAGCAGCCGAGGCCACCUUCAUACAGCCAACUGUGACCUUUCAUAUGAUGCACUUUCCCAUCAACAGGAAAGGAAGCCAUACAUAAUCAGUCCAGUUAACUCCCAGCCUGGGGAGCAUUCAUAUUACUCCCAGCGGAACUCUUUUCACUCAGACUGCACCGUUCCACUCAAUGACCAAAUAUCCAGCAGUACUUUUCCCAGAAGACAUUAUAGUUCACAUCAUGAUCUCAAGGAUGAAUGUGCCCUCGUGCCUGCACCCACAUCCAAUAAAAUUAAUCGGAUACCUGCUAAUCUCCUGGACCAGUUUGAAAGGCAGCUCCCAAUCCGCCGGGAUGGCUUCCAUACAUUGCAGUAUAAACGGUCAGCCCUGGAACAGCGAAGUGAAAGUCCAGGACGGAUACGCCAUCUGGUCCAUUCAGUGCAGAAGUUGUUUACCAAGUCCCAUUCUCUGGAAGGUCCUUCCAAGGGAAAUAUAAAUGGCCAUAAAGCAAAUUCCGAUGAGGUGCAUGCUGUGAAACGUGGGAAACGGAGCAAGAGCAGAGAAAGGAAGUCAGAAUUGAAGAACAAAUCUAACAUUUCAAGUUGGUGGAGCUCAGAGGAUAACCUGGAUGGUGAUGUAUGCCUUUAUCAUGGACCGACAAACGUGAUGACCAUGGGUCGAUGUCCUGACCGCUCAGCAUCCCAGUACUUCAUGGAAGCUUACAAUACCAUCAGUGAACAGACCUUGAAAUCUUCCCGCAGCAAUAAUGACAUGAAGUGCACAACUUGUGUAAAUAUUCCCCUGAACGUUGAUGCACAGAUCAUGAAGAAAAGCUCGUGGUCUUCAACUUUAACUGUCAGCCGAGCCCAUGAAGUUUAUCAGAAAUCCUCAGUGAACCUUGAUAAUAAAACUCUCAUGAAAUCAGAAACAUGCCAGCAAGAACGUUCAUGCCAGUAUCUCCAGGUUCCUCAAGAUGAAUGGAGUGGCUUUUCACCACAAGGCAAGGAAGAUGAAAUUCCUUGUCGGCGGAUGCGCAGUGGCAGUUAUAUUAAAGCAAUGGGGGAUGACGAUAGUGGGGACUCAGACACCAGUCCCAAACCGUCUCCAAAAAUUGCUGCACGACGAGAGAGCUAUCUCAAGGCCACCCAACCAUCCCUAACAGAGCUCAGCACACUCAAGAUAUCAAAUGAACACUCUCCCAAGCUUCAAAUCCGAAGCCACAGCUACUUACGGGCAGUCAGUGAAGUGUCGAUUAACCGAAGUUUGGACAGUUUGGAUCCCGCGGUGCUUCUUGCCUCGCCUAAAUUCCGUUCUCGCAAUGAAAGUUACAUGAGAGCCAUGAGCACCAUCAGCCAAGUGAGUGAAGUGGAAGUUAAUGGGCAAUUUGAAUCUGUUUGCGAGUCAGUAUUUAAUGAAUUGGAGUCACAGGCCGUUGAGGCACUGGAUCUGCCUAUGCCAGAGUACUUCCGAAUGCGAAGCCACAGCUACGUGAGGGCAAUCGAACGUGGCUGCUCACAGGAUGAUGAAAGUUUGUCACUUAGGUCAACAUCACCACCUCGAACCACGACAACAGUGAGGACAAUCCAAAGCAGUACUGUGUCAUCGUGUAUUACUACAUAUAAGAAAAAUCCUCCUCCAGUCCCACCACGGACCACAAUUAAACCAUUCAUCUCAAUCACUGCACAGAGCAGCACAGAAUCUGCGCAGGAUGCAUAUUUGGAUGGACAUACCCAGAGGGGUGAUCUAAACAGCCAGUCAGGAUUAAGUAACUCCACAGAAAGUUUGGAUAGUGUCAAAGCCUUAACUGCCGCUAUCGAAGCUGCAAAUGCACAGGUUCAUGGACCAUCUAACAGUCAACAGUACAUUGACAACACACCAGCAAAUGACAAGGGAAUCCAGCCAGCGGAGGAACUGAAAGGAGAUGUGUUGAGGAAAAGCAAAUGUUCUUCUGUUGGAAUACAGGUUGAUGGUCCAGAACACAUGGCUUUAGCAGAUACACAUACAAACAAAUUUCAGUCAGUAGGAAUUCAAGUGGAGACAGAGAAGUGUUUUCGAAGAUUUACGAGAUCAAACAGUGUGACAGCUGCAGUACAGGCUGAUCUGGAUUAUAAGGAAAGUUGUGAAAUUUCACUGGUGCCCCAGGAAGUAGUUUCAAGUCCAUUACUAAGGCAGCUCUCCAAAGAUGCAAGCACAUCCACACCUAGCUUUCUUGGAUCAGAUUCGCAAGCCGGUGCACAAGAGAAUGCCUUUGACUCAAAUUUUGAUCCCUCUUUUCUGCCACCCCCCGAACCCUGGAUCGACUCUACAUCAGAGGCUGAAGUAGAAGCAGGCCAGAGGUCAGUGUGUCAAAGGGAUGGACGAUGGUUUAUGAAAUUGCUUCAAGCAGAAAAGGAGCGCAUGGAUGCCUGGUGUCAACAGAUGGAAAAAGAAGAACAAGAAAAUGCCCUUCCUGAAGAAAUUCUGGGGAAAAUCCGAAGUGCAGUUGGAAGUGCUCAGCUCCUGAUGUCCCAGAAGUUCCAACAGUUCAGUGGACUGUGUGAAGAAAAUAUGAAUCCAAAUGCAUGUCCUCGACUGACCUCCCAAGACUUGGCAGGAUUUUGGGAUAUGCUACAGUUGUCAAUUGAAAAUGUCAGUAUGAAAUUUGAUGAGCUGCAUCAACUGAAGGCAAACAGUUGGAAGCAGGUGGAACUUCCUGAAAAGAAGGAGAAAAGGAUUCCCCCUCCCGUGCCAAAGAAGCCCCCAAAGGGUCAGGUACCCCUGAAACGUGAAAAGUCGCUUGAUGCCACAGAGAAACAAAGGCAGGAAGCACGGAAGCGUCUAAUGGCUGCCAAACGGGCUGCAUCAGUAAGACAGAAUUCUGCCACAGAGAGUGCAGACAGUAUUGAGAUUUAUAUCCCAGAGGCCCAGACCAGACUAUAAACUGCACUGCAGAGGAAUGGUGAUAACUUUAAAUCACAGAGCUGGUUGUAACAUAUCCGUGUUACAGUUUCAUUAGAGAUACAUCCUAAUGUCUGUAUCACUUUAACCCUCUGGAAGAACAUUAAGAAUCAGGACAAUUAUGAGCAGGUGUGGCAAUAUUAAUAAACCCAGGUUAAAAAAUCUGUAAACAGUUUUAGCAUAUUCUACCAUUAAUGUUUAGCUACGUAAAAUAUUUGCUAAUUGCCAUGUCAUUUGCAUGGCUUCACUCUAAUUGUUCUUGCAGUUGCUUUUUGAAACUCCUUUCCAGUGUUCUAGCUCCAUUAACUCAUCCACAUAUAUAGUAACGUUUCAAGUACUGACAAUAGUUUAAGUAAAUGAAUGGGGAAAAAAUAAAAAUCAUACGUGCACAGCAAUAGAAACUUCAAUUAUGAUGAAAGGAUGUUGGUGUCUUCCUAAUCUAGAUGUUAGGACUUAGGAUCAUGGUCGUUUAUUUCAAAAUAGAUGGAUAGAUGGAAUGCAUUACUCUCAACAACUCACUUUUGUAAUUGGAAUUUGACAGCCGUAAACAUAUAAAUGCUAACAGCUCCAUGUGUAAAAGGCAAGAACCACUGGCAUUGUGUUGCUAUUGAAGUGCAUAACCUUCAGAGACUUGCAUUCAUUCACUUUCAAGGGUUGCAAUGUUGGAUUAAACGUAAAUUAAAUUCGCUAAUGGCAAAAUUUAAAGGAGUCUUGUGAAUCAUCGUUAUGCUAAGGCAGUUGGUCAAACAGCUUAGAAAGUGGGAAUGAUAAACCUGUGAUACUUGCAGACAACACCAGAGAUAGUGUAAAUGAAAGGGACUUCCAAAUCUUUGUGCUACCUGCUACCAUGCAAAUUCAUUGGUGACACUGGAGUGUUUCUUACUACCACGUUUUAAUAGACAAUAGUUUAGAAAAACAUUUGGAAAAAUGAAAAGCAAUGUAUUUUUAAUUGAACCAUUAGGGUGAUGUAAUGAAUACACAAACCUUUGAAAGGUAUAACCAGUCAAGACUGUGAUGCUUAUGAAAUUCAGUAGGUAAGGGCUAUGGAUUUCUUUGUGGAAAUGCUAAGCUGUACAAACGGAUCUGACUUUCACAAGUCUGAUUUUUUAUAGCUGUACCCUUUAUCAAUUUCCCUUUGAUCCACAAUAUCUAAUCUUCUUACUCACUGUUAUUGUUUGCACAUGUUUUUGAUUGAAAUGUGUCUAACGAUGUCCUGUAGUAAAGAUAUCAGGUACACAUAAUUUACCAGUGAGCUGAGCGCUUCCUUUUUCCAGUAUAUAUUGUAUUCUAAAUGAGUUGGGGACCUAGGUUGCCGAUGCAUUUGCCAAAAUGCAUUAAUCUGUGCCUAUAAUAUGUCUGAUGAAAAUGAAUUACUUUUAAUGAAGCAAAUGUAUGUAUUUGUUGAGGCAGUAAAUUUUUUCUCAGUCCGCCAUACUCACUGCUGUUCGCUUCCACAGAAAGUUUACUGAGUAUUAUUUGUUAAAUGUGCAUGGUAUUAAUUUGAAAUUUCAAAGGCUAUGUUCUUCAGUGGUGAACCUUUGCCGUGAAUUUAGCAGAAAGCAAACCCAAGCAUUUUAUUUGGAAACGGUACUUUCUUUGUCUUUGACACAGUGAGAGCACUUGUUUGUUCUCCAGACUUGUGGCCUAGAUAAUAGGCUUUACCCUCUCUCACACCUUUGUAUUCACCAGAGCUGAAAGGGGCUAAAUGUGGAUGUCACCCUGCAUUCCUUUUUAUACAAGUAUGUAUCUGUAGAACUAUUCUACUGGAAUACAUAGACUGCUUGUGAAAGUUAAUAACUGUGAAUAAUGUUACUUCCCACCAAGUGUGAAAAGAAAAAAAAAAUCAUUUGUGCAAUGUAGAUUAAAACCUGGUGGCAACUGGCUGUUCAUUGAAAACUAUGAAAAUUUUGUUCCAAUAAAACUUCCUAUCAAGUAACCUGUUACUGGUUAUAUUUUAAUAUGAAUGUUGUAAUAUUAUGCUAGAUUAUACUAUAUUGUUUAUUUGAAAGUUGUUAAUUUUUGUUACCUCAUUUGUAUUUAUUGUUUAAAUGUAUAUGCAUUCCUUAACAUAUCAAUGACAUGAAGGAUUUCUCUGUAAGGGGUAUUUCCAAUUAAUAGAAAGGAUGUUGAAUAGAGAAAGCAAAUUACUGAAUAAGCCAGAAAGUGGAUUCCACUCAAAUUUCAAAAUAGUUGGUACAUUGAAAAAGUUUAAUUAAUAAAAUAAUGUAAAUAACUGAAUGUUUGCCAUUAUAUAAAAAACUACUUAAUUAAAAUCACACCU
This is a messenger RNA of Mobula hypostoma (lesser devil ray), 6170 nucleotides long. RefSeq names its product discs, large (Drosophila) homolog-associated protein 1a (gene dlgap1a). The transcript is spliced from 16 exons. Gene Ontology annotation, cellular component: postsynaptic specialization; glutamatergic synapse. The coding region runs from base 959 to 3871 and encodes 970 amino acids. Gene Ontology annotation, molecular function: molecular adaptor activity. Gene Ontology annotation, biological process: signaling. Lineage: Eukaryota; Metazoa; Chordata; Chondrichthyes; Myliobatiformes; Myliobatidae. The record is from RefSeq and is a predicted model, not a curated record.